This is a messenger RNA of Dermacentor silvarum, 376 nucleotides long. RefSeq lists its product as uncharacterized. The coding region runs from base 23 to 340 and encodes 105 amino acids. The record is from RefSeq and is a predicted model, not a curated record. NCBI's taxonomy places the organism in Eukaryota, Metazoa, Arthropoda, Arachnida, Ixodida, Ixodidae. The transcript is spliced from 3 exons.
CAUUACGGCCCUGGUGGCCGUCAUGCUGUCUUCCAACGAGAGCGUGGCGGCCGAGCUGAUGGUGGUGUCGUCGUUUGCCUACGGCUACAUCUCGCUCAUGAUGCUCGUGGGUGGCAUCGUGUCCCCUUACACGCAAGCAUUGCUGCCGCUGUCGCUAUACUAUCUGCUGUACCACCUCAUUGGCAGCGCCUUCCUCUUGCUCAGCGGCGGCUGGCUCAUGGGCGCGGCCAAGGGCGAGAUCCUCAUGCAGGUCGCCUCGGGUUCCGGAAUUUGCUGCGGAAUAAUACACUUUCUGCAUGGCCUGUACACCUUCGUGACGGUUUUCCGCCAACCCGAAUGAAUGGUGCCAUCGCUUAGACUCCUCGCAUCCUUACAU